UAAGUACAUUACCCUGCAGUAAUCCGAGCCAUUGGACCUCUUAAACACUUUUCAUCAUUGCGAUUUGAGGGAAAACAUGCAUUCUUCAAGCAAGUUGCCCAAGUUACCUGCAACUUUAAAAAUAUUUGUAAAACCAUGGCCAGACGCCAUCAGAUGACGUUGUCUGAUGCCCUCAUGAGGAAGGAGCUUUUCGAGUUCAAGCCAUUGGAAAGUGGGAAGGGUUUGCUCCAGCCCCUGGAUCACUUUGAGCCCCAUCACAGUCUAAUAGCAGAGGCAAUUGGCUGUCCUGUUGACUCUGAAGUCUUUUCUGCUAAAUUCGCUAGGUACCACGGCAUAGAGUACAGAGCCAACGAGAUGGUUUCUGUGGACUGUGAUAAGGAAUCAGGAAAUCCUCUCUAUGGAAAAAUAGAGCAGGAUGCAUCUCCACCAACCGAUAUGACUGGCACCAGCGAUGACACAGAAAAUGAUAACAUACACGUCCCAAUAGAAUCUAGCUCAACUUCAGUUCCCAGUGGCAGUAAAAUAUGUGCACAUCCAGUAUCAACUAAGUUUCAUGAUUUUAAGACUUUCCUAUGUAGCCAGAAUGGUGGUAGAUCUUUGUUAGCGGAUGUACAGAAGCUUGGGUUCGCCCCAACAGUGUUGAGGAAAAGACUUGUGAAAAUAGCAACUGGUUUUUUAUUUGAAAAAUGCGGAAAAUUUCCCAAAACAGAGGACAAGGAGGAACUUGCCAUUGCGAUUAUCACAGUCAUACCGUGUCUGAGGAAUCUGAAGGGACAGGGCUUUGAAGCAUUUUACCAAAGGGCUCGAGGUGGUCGACCUGCAAAGGGCUUUAUCAAUGACCGUAUAUACAAUGUUCACAAAGAGGAGGCAAAACUGAAGAUGGUUAAGAAAAGGGUCCAAUUACCUGAAACAGUCCCUGCUGAAGAGGUGUUGUCUGUUGCAGAAUGCCAGAUUCUACCCGAAAAAGAGUAUAAGGAAAUGACAGCAUGGCUGAAACACAACAUUGAACCGGCAUCCAAAGUUUCGGACCUGAUGGCUAAAACCGCAACAAAUCGUCACCGUGAGAUCUGUGAGAACAAAGAGUUGAAAGCGAAGGAUAUUUUGGCAUCAUUUCCAAGGCUUUUGGAGAGAGGAAUGAUUGAGCAGGAUUUUAAUGUUUUGUUCCAAACUGGCGACCAACUGGUUAAGAAGUGGGAUGGCAACUUUGUCAAGAAAGUACUUCAGUACGUCACAUGUGUCAAACCAGAUUGGCGAAAUAUUGUGCCUGUAAAAACAGUCUUAAAUGAAGGUACAUGUGUAUUACAUUUAACAUUCUUGGCCUUACGAGACUGAGCAUCUGUCCACGUUUUCUUCGACAGUAACAGUCCAUGCUGAAUUCGAAGUCAGACUAGUAAGCAGCUGACUGUAAAGGCAUGCAGGCUAAACCUGUACAAAAAUGAAUGUUUUUUUUGUGAUAUCAAAAGAAGAAUGACUACCAAAGUUAAACUAUGGAAAUUAUAUUUUUUCACUCAAUAUCCUCUUAUUUUCUAUCAUCCUGUGUCUGUCAAAGGCCAUAGUUUGAAACUUGCCUGAAGUCGAUGAAGAUGAAACCGUACUCAGACUAAACAAUUUACCCUCUGAAUUUAUGAGUUAUGUCGGCCCUUUGAUUGUCAGGAAACACAUUAACUCGGUCGUAAAUCAGCUUCGUAAGAGAUUUUUUUGGUGACCGAAUUGGACAGGAUUUUUUUCAUGGCAAUUAUGAUGAGAUCUCUGCCAGUGCUAUCACUUUCAUUUCUCCAAUUCGUAGAUAAAUCAUUUUGUAAACACUACAGAAGUUUUUCGAAUAUCACAACCGUGCCCAUUCGUGGCCUCAUGACGGUAAAAGGCGGUACCUCUAACUUCUUGGGCAUUUCUAGCCUAUUUGCCUUUUGAGGAUGCGCCAGCUCCUGAUGUAUUCAAGCAAUUGACAGUUAUAUCGGUCCUUCUAUAUAUUGAAAGACUCUUUAUUUUGCGUGUAGUUGGAAAAGCUAAUGCUGGUAUUCCAUAACUCUUGUAUAUUCCCACACAGAGUAUAAUUGUUCGCCUCGCUGUCUUUGUGCAGGGGUGCUGAUAGUCCAGCAGGUGGUGAAGCUUUACCGGUUGCUGUGACAGUGUUGAUGUGAACC
Lineus longissimus is the source of this 2144-nucleotide messenger RNA. RefSeq lists its product as uncharacterized. NCBI's taxonomy places the organism in Eukaryota, Metazoa, Nemertea, Pilidiophora, Heteronemertea, Lineidae. Bases 136 to 1332 code for a protein of 398 amino acids. The record is from RefSeq and is a predicted model, not a curated record. The transcript is spliced from 7 exons.